AUGAAGGCAAACAAUAAAAUGAGUGAUUUCAAGGAAGAUCUCGAACACUCGUGCAAGUUGCAGAAACUCACAAAAUGCGAUGCUUGUGAAUUCGAUCCGGCCAAAUACGCAAUCGGUAUUGAUGUUCUCGUUGCUGCUGUCAUCGCUUGCUUUUGCGUAUUCUGCUUUGGGUGUAAAUUCGGUAUGAGUUGGUUGGGUACAAUUAUAAACAUUAACGCUGGCAACCUCCAUCUUCUCAAGCAGCGAAGCACAUCUACUCAAUUUCAUCCCUUAUCAAACAACAUCAACUCGCCUCGAAGCAGAUCCACAAAAUGUUUUCAUAAAAUUGACAACAUCAAAAGCAAUGUCAUUCUCAAACAAAAAAACAACAUCACAGCCAACCAGACACAACGCCAUUGA
Molecule: messenger RNA, 399 nt
Organism: Helobdella robusta
Lineage: Eukaryota; Metazoa; Annelida; Clitellata; Rhynchobdellida; Glossiphoniidae
Exons: 4
Coding region: 1-399 (132 amino acids)
Source: RefSeq, a predicted model, not a curated record